AUGGAGACGAAUCAUUAUGAGUUGUGGACACGCUGCCGUACAUUUGUAGCGGAGGUGUGUGCUGAUCGUGAUGCCUCACACGGUCUGGCGCACAUGGAGAAAGUAACAGAGAAUGCACUUCUUCUUCUUCACAUGCAACACGGCACUGCAGUCAAUCUCACUGUGUUGAUCCCACGUGUGAUACUAGUCGCUAUGCUGCACGAUGUAGCGGAUCAUAAAUAUGACUCAACAAAUGUACUGCAGCAGCGCGUUCGACAGUUUGUUGGGGAAGAAGCAACGGCUCUACUCUCAUCAUCAUCAUCAACAACAACAACAACAACAACAACAUCAACAAGUGUGAUGACUGCAGAGGAAGUUCAACAGUAUACUCUUACGGCCAUAGAAGCCAUUUCUUUCUCGAAGGAGAAGAGUCGUGGCAGACGUUGGUUUGAAGAUCUUUUGCCUGCGGAGUGGUUGAUUGUUCGUGAUGUUGUAAGUGAUGCGGAUAAACUCGAAGCGAUUGGAGCGGAUGGACUGCGGCGUUGUCUCCUCUACACCAAACACGCCAUGUUAGAGAAAGAAAGACAAAUGGCAAAGGAGGACUCAAUGCUAUUAAAGCAAGAACAAGAAGAAAAAGAAAAAUGUUGCCUGCAGAAUGUGAAGACUCAUUUUGAAGAAAAAUUGGCAUUGUUGUCCACAGAAUACAUUGUGACGACUGCCGGUAAGUUUCUAGCGACUCCAAAACAUAUGGAGAUGGUGAAAGAAUUACAGGAGUGGGAGUUGCACGGGUUGCCAUCCCUAACAUAG
This is a messenger RNA of Trypanosoma theileri, 786 nucleotides long. RefSeq names its product HD superfamily hydrolase. Bases 1 to 786 code for a protein of 261 amino acids. NCBI's taxonomy places the organism in Eukaryota, Euglenozoa, Kinetoplastea, Trypanosomatida, Trypanosomatidae. The transcript has a single exon. The record is from RefSeq and is a predicted model, not a curated record.